Messenger RNA from Phalaenopsis equestris, 1880 nucleotides. RefSeq names its product protein phosphatase 2C 70. Gene Ontology annotation, molecular function: cation binding; protein serine/threonine phosphatase activity; protein binding. Lineage: Eukaryota; Viridiplantae; Streptophyta; Magnoliopsida; Asparagales; Orchidaceae. The transcript is spliced from 13 exons. Gene Ontology annotation, biological process: protein dephosphorylation. Bases 17 to 1804 code for a protein of 595 amino acids. The record is from RefSeq and is a predicted model, not a curated record.
GGGCGACCCGCCGGCGAUGCUGGCUGGCUCCCUGGCCGCGAGCCUAGUGGGCCUUUUCCUUCUAUUGUUCCUUCUCCUUCUUCUCCUCCUUGUCCUGGCCUGCCGGCCCUUGCGCUUCUUCAACCGCCGGCAAUCGUCCACAUCGAGCUUAAUUAAGGUUGAUGACAUAGAGCAACCUCUCAUUACUGAAAACUCAGCUGAUACUCCUGAUCAAGGCUUUACUCGGAACUUUGUUGAUGAAUCUAAUAUUCAAAUCGAGGGAAAUAAUAGUUCGCCAAAAGCAGUUGGGUCUAUUGGAAAUGUUAAUUCUCCUAGAAAACAUGGGCUUGUUAUUAAGAAGAGGGUUUCAACAGACUUUCAAGUUGGCACAGGGGAUAGCUUUGUGUUGGAUGUUAUUAGUGAUGAAUCAAAAAAUCGUCAUGUUGGUCAAACACUUAAACGUGUAGCUGAGCCGAUUUUGCCAUGUGAAGGUGCAAAGCAUGUCAGAUGGGACGACUCUAGCUAUGACUUGGAAAUCAUUGGUGAUAAUGGCAGAACUAAAAUUUCUACCUUCAAGGAUAUUGCAAUUAUACGAAGCAGUAUAAUUCUUGAAGUCAUUGCUGGUCCUUCUGUUGGUAUUCAUUGCUCAAGAAAUUCAAAAGACAAGACUCUUCUUCCAUUAACCCUUGGAAGGGUUUCUCCUAGUGAUUUGAUACUGAAAGAUUCAGAGGUUUCGGGAAAGCAUGCACUUAUUAAUUGGAACAUGCUUAAAUCAAAAUGGGAGCUGGUAGACAUGGGCAGCUUGAAUGGAACAUUCUUAAAUUCUAAGGCAAUUCAUUAUCCAGCUGCUGGAUCCAGGAAUUGGAGCGAGCCUGUUGAGCUUUCAAGCGGUGACAUUAUCAUUCUUGGUUCAUGCUCAAAAAUAUCUGUACAAAUCGUGCAAGAUGUUGAGUAUGAACUGCCUGUUGGAGUUGGCAUUGCAUCUGAUCCCAUGGCCGCGCGUCGCGGUGGGAAGAAGCUUCCCAUGGAAGACGUCUGUUACUGCAGAUGGCCCCUUCCUGGUGUUGAACAGUUUGGACUAUUUGGUAUUUUUGAUGGACAUGGUGGGGCUGGAGCAGCCAGAGCGGCUAGCAAGCUUCUUCCACAAUUCAUUGUCAACAUUCUGUCCAACCCUGAAAAGAAGCAGAGGGUAAUUACAUGCGACGAUGCUUCAGAUGUUCUGAAGGAAGCUUUUUCUCUCACGGAAGCUGCACUGAAUCAUCAGUAUGAGGGAUGUACCGCCACAGUUCUUCUGUUUUGGUUUGAUUAUGAUGAAGAAAUAUUCGUACAAUGUGCAAAUGUUGGUGAUUCCGCUUGUAUUUUGGAUGUUGAUGGUAAGCAGACCGCCAUGACAGAGGACCACCGGGUGACCAGCAUAUCGGAACGAACUCGUUUGGACAAAGCAGGGAAACCCUUGAAGGAGGGAGAAACACGCCUUUGUGGUUUAAACCUUAGCCGAAUGCUCGGAGACAAAUUUCUUAAAGAGCAGGACGUACGCUUCAGUGCAGAGCCAUAUGUGAGUCAAGUUGUCCAUUUAACAAAAGGCAGCACAGCUUUUGGGCUAAUAGCAAGCGAUGGUUUAUGGGAUGUAAUAAGCACCAAGCAGGCUGUGCAUCUUAUUUUUCAGAUAAAGGAAAAAUACGGAGUCCAAAAUGAAGACCUGGCUGAGAGGAUAGCGAAUUCUGUACUGAGCGAAGCUCGAUCGUUUCGAACCAAGGACAAUACAUCGGUUAUCUUCUUAGACUUUGAUCUCAUCAGAGUUGAUUCUCAUAAAUUCAAUCAAUGAUUACAUUAUAGAGUUUGUUAAUGUUUUCUUGUGCCUAUUUUGUGACUCAAUUAUUUAAUAUAUUUUUUUUAAUUUU